Antechinus flavipes (yellow-footed antechinus) is the source of this 4384-nucleotide messenger RNA. RefSeq names its product coronin 1C (gene CORO1C). Gene Ontology annotation, molecular function: actin filament binding. The transcript has 11 exons. NCBI's taxonomy places the organism in Eukaryota, Metazoa, Chordata, Mammalia, Dasyuromorphia, Dasyuridae. The record is from RefSeq and is a predicted model, not a curated record. The coding region runs from base 146 to 2527 and encodes 793 amino acids. Gene Ontology annotation, biological process: neural crest cell migration; actin filament organization.
UCCCUAGCCCCGCCCCCUCCGGGGAUGCGCGACUUCGGGGCGCCGACCCGAAGUGUUUGGCCUUGACCGGAGGGCCGGGGAGCUCUCCUCGUGGAGCCAACGGGAGAAAAGAGCGGGUGCCUCCUAUCUGUCCCUUAGCCACCUCAUGCAGACCUCUGUCUGGCCCCCCCGGGGCGGCGCCCCGAGCGAUAGGACUCGGGCUCCUAGGCCGGACGAGGAGCCCCCCGAAGCCUCCAGUCUCCUGCAGGUCUCCAGUGAGACUCUGUGGCUGAGCCGGCCUCUGAAUUUCAAAGGGGCAUCCCGGCGGGGCCCCGUGAUGUACGUCCGGGAGGAGAGCGAGCUCCGGGUGCAAAGCCUGGCCGCGACCCACGAACCCGCUAGCCCAGUGGUGAGCAGCGCCCGGGGCUGCCUGAGCCGCCAGGGGAGCAGCUCCUCCGACGGGGCGCCAGACCCCGGCCGGCAAGUGAGCCGCCUGCCGUGCGCCCUGGCUGGAAACUGGACUCCGGAGCCCCGACGGCUGCAGAUCUCUGUGACCUCCUCCGUGAUCCGGGGCUCAGAGAGGCAACCAGAAGUGACCCCACCGCAGCCUCUGGCCCAGACUGAGAACAAGCGGGUCACCCCGAAGCUCCCUCCCUUGGCCUUGACCCAAGACAAACGAGUCACUUCGAUGCCUUCUCUCCUGGGGGAGACCGAAGACGAGCGGGUCACUUCGAUGCCCUCUCUCCUGCCCCGAAGCGGGGACGAGCGGGUCACAUCGACGCCCUCUCUCCUGAUCCAGACCCGGGACGAGCGGGUCACUUCGAUGCCCUCUCUCCUGCCCCGAAGCGGGGACGAGAGGGUCACAUCGACGCCCUCUCUCCUGAUCCGGACCCGGGACGAGCGGGUCACUUCGAUGCCCUCUCUCUUGGCCCGAACCGGGGACGAGCGGGUCACUUCAAUGCCCUCUCUCCCGGUCCGGACAGGGGACGAGCGCGCCACAUCGUCGCCCCUUCCCCAGACCAGAACAGAUGACAAACCAAUCAAAGUGUUGGACAUGAAGAAGAACUUUGAGACGCCCGCAGCGCGCCCACCAUCUGCACCCUUAGCCCGGAAAGACACCAUGAGGCGAGUGGUACGACAGAGCAAGUUCAGACACGUUUUUGGCCAGGCUGUGAAAAAUGACCAAUGCUAUGAUGACAUCCGGGUCUCCCGAGUCACCUGGGAUAGCUCCUUUUGUGCGGUCAACCCUCGAUUUGUUGCCAUCAUCGUAGAAGCGAGCGGGGGCGGGGCAUUCCUCGUGCUGCCCUUGCACAAGACUGGUAGAAUCGACAAAUCCUACCCAACAGUAUGUGGCCACACGGGACCCGUGCUCGACAUCGACUGGUGUCCACACAACGACCAGGUCAUUGCCAGCGGCUCGGAGGACUGCACAGUGAUGGUGUGGCAGAUCCCAGAAAAUGGACUCACCCUCUCCCUGACCGAACCCGUGGUGAUUCUGGAAGGCCAUUCCAAGCGGGUUGGCAUAGUGGCUUGGCAUCCAACCGCACGCAAUGUUCUGCUCAGCGCAGGUUGUGAUAACGCCGUCAUCAUCUGGAACGUGGGGACGGGGGAAGCCCUCAUAAACCUGGAUGACAUGCACUCGGACAUGAUCUACAACGUGAGCUGGAACAGAAACGGGAGUCUCAUAUGCACGGCUUCCAAAGACAAAAAAGUGAGAGUGAUCGACCCCCGCAAGCAGGAGAUCGUGGCUGAGAAGGAAAAGGCCCACGAAGGAGCCCGGCCCAUGAGAGCCAUCUUCCUGGCGGACGGCAACGUCUUCACCACCGGUUUCAGCCGCAUGAGUGAGCGGCAGCUGGCUCUCUGGAACCCGAAAAACAUGCAGGAGCCCAUUGCCCUUCAUGAAAUGGACACCAGCAACGGCGUCCUGCUGCCCUUCUACGACCCUGAUACCAGCAUCAUCUACUUGUGUGGGAAGGGAGACAGCAGCAUCCGCUACUUCGAGAUCACGGAUGAAUCCCCCUACGUCCACUACCUCAACACUUUCAGCAGCAAAGAGCCCCAGAGGGGCAUGGGCUACAUGCCCAAGAGAGGGCUCGACGUCAACAAAUGUGAGAUUGCCAGAUUCUUCAAACUCCAUGAGAGGAAGUGUGAGCCCAUCAUCAUGACUGUUCCCAGGAAGUCCGACCUUUUCCAGGAUGACCUGUACCCAGACACGGCGGGACCGGAGGCCUCUCUGGAGGCGGAGGAGUGGUUUGAGGGCAAGAAUGCCGACCCGCUCCUCAUUUCCCUGAAACACGGCUACGUUCCUGGCAAGAACCGCGACCUCAAGGUGGUCAAGAAGAACUUGCUGGACAACAAGCCCGCGGUCAACAAAAAGGGGGGCCUGAUAGGCCCUGCCAAGGGAAUGGCCGACGGCGUCGGGGCCAUGCAAAACGAAGCCAAGUUGGAUGAGAUCCUGAAGGAGAUCAAGUCCAUCAAAGACACGAUCUGCAAUCAAGACGAGCGCAUUUCCAAGUUGGAGCAGCAGAUGGCGAAGAUAGCCGCGUGAAGGCCCGAGAGUCGGGAAAGGGGGCGGGAGGCGUGGGAGGCCGCCAGCCAUCGGUCACCUUCCCCCGCGCACCAGGGAUCCGCCAUUUAAAAAGGGGAGCUUUUUAUCAAAAGCCUUUCUGAUGUUUUAAGUGUUCCGUGACUGUUUGUUGAACUUUAAAGAAACAAAAAAAAAAAGUGCUACUUUUAAAGUUCCAGAUAUUCUGAAUUUUGGAAACCAAACCAUUCAGAUUCAGUGUUGUGCCCGGCCUCUUUUUAGCAUUAUCGUUGUCGUUGUCGUUGCAGAAUAGGGACCAAUGGAUGCCACGUCGCUCUUUAGAGUUUGUUUUUUUAAACUUGCCAAAACCAAAAGUAGCUUUUUUCCCUCUGUAUUUUGCUACUUUGCAGUAUUUGUGUGUGUGUAUUUUUCCUUAAUUUGAAAGGGACAGCACUGUGUAUGUUUAUAAAAUGAAGAUAAAAUAUUAUUUUAUAUAAACAUUCAUCUUAGAACAAUCAGAGCAGUAGCCACUUUGUGCUGCCUCGUCUGUGGCACGAAGGGAGUCGGGGAAGGACUUGGCGAAAGGAAGCCGGGAGCAGUGCCGGGAGCAGUCCCGAGGGCGGCCUGGCCCGCCCUCCCGGCCUCCCCUCUGGGCUCCCGGGACGGGCCUCUUCUCGUUGCCCUCGGGGGAAGCCGGCCGGUCCCCCUUCUCCUCCUCCCUCCUGCUGUAGACGCGGGGCCGGGGGUCCCAGGCCUUGGGCUCUCGGCUCUGCCCAGACUGGCGCAGGUGCUGGCAUCUUGAGCGUUUCUUACUUGAAGCAUCAUGUUUUCAGGUUCGGGGCUAGUGCCCGGCAGGCGUGGGCGCCCCAGGACAGACGUGGGUGAGCGGCGAGUGCCGCCUGCCCAGCGCUUGGGCACCAACCGCAUGAAACUCCAAGGGGAGCAUGGAUCCUGUAGGCUUGACUUUUCUGUUGUUCGCUGUCUUGCUCUGAUGACGUGCCAGAGGGAAUUGUCUUUCCACUAACCGAGCGCCCUUCCCUUUGCUAAGUCCACACAUACAAGUUACUGUACUCAGGGCCCCCUCCCCCUGCAUUUUGUUCUCCCUCCCCCUAUUUCAAACAGACUUCCCAUUAAGCUUCUGAGAUCCGUGGAGAUGGUGCUUGAUGCAUGUCGGAGCGAGUGGUCUGUGACACGAGUGAGAAAGUGGCUGCGCCCGGUGGGGCCCCUCCUGCCCUUCCCGCCCCCAGCCCCGCAUGCCUGCAUGAGCCGGCACACUCAGCCUUUCCGGGGGGCGAGCUCAGGGCAGCGGGGACCGGCCGCGUUCAUCUGUCUCAUAGCGUGGGGAGCCGGGCUUCUGCGGAAGGACUGAGUGUCUCAGGUCGGGCCUGGAAAGUCUGCUGGUGGGACGGCAAAGGGAGCUUCGGGGGCGCUGGCGGGGUGGGGGCCGUGGGGACGGGCCGGGGCAUCGUCCCCCGGUGUACGGAAGUGGCUGAUGAGGCGUGUGACAGGGAAGCAGUCCGUGGAGCGACUGGGGUGCGGAGAGGUGCGUGCUGGGCCGGGCCUGGUCAGCCUGGGGCCCGGCGCUCGAGGGAACGUGGUUCUGAGGUGCGAAGAGGGCAAGGAAAAGUCACUCUGAUUUUCAUUUGUUGCUUGUGUCUUAUUUAAGUGAAUGGAUGCCUAACUAGGCACAAACAGUCAGUGCCUGAAGCCGGGGGGGCGGGAGGGGAGUGCGCGGGGAUGGCUGGUUGUUUGUUUUCUUAAGUUGUGAUAGCCCAGAGGAGAACCAGUGAAUUAUUCCACGAUCGGCUCUUAUAGAGCGGCCAUAGUAUUCUGUCAAAAUAUUUGCUUCCAUUUUCAACGAUAAAAUCAUUGAUUACAAAA